AUGGAUGUCGCUUUGGCAGCUCUUAAUCGGGGUGUCCGUGCGCUCUUUGCACCUGACGCUACUUUCUGGCUCUCCACUCCAUCCACUCUUGAAUCUCGAGUCUCUCGAGGUUCUGCGACAUGUUAUUGGUCAGAGGCUAUUACCCUUGAGGGUGAGAAUGCUGCUGUUGGGUAUGACAUUACAAAAUCAACAGGAAAAGUGUGUGAAGAGUGCAGUGCAGAGCUGGAUCCAGCAAGUGUGUGA
Molecule: messenger RNA, 243 nt
Organism: Peronospora farinosa
Lineage: Eukaryota; Oomycota; Peronosporomycetes; Peronosporales; Peronosporaceae
Source: the annotation of a GenBank genome assembly